Microthlaspi erraticum is the source of this 1374-nucleotide messenger RNA. Lineage: Eukaryota; Viridiplantae; Streptophyta; Magnoliopsida; Brassicales; Brassicaceae. The record is from the annotation of a GenBank genome assembly.
AUGUCGUUCCGUAGCAUAGUUCGUGAUGUUAGAGAUAGUGUAGGAAGCUUAUCAAGACGUACCUUCCAAGUGAGAUCGUCUGGUGUGACUCAUCAUCACAGGAAUAGAUCUCACGAAGCUUUGCUUAAGACUCAUACUCAAGAUCAUGUAGUAGUGAUUCAGAACAGUCGUUGGGCUAAUUUGCCACCUGAGAUACUAAGAGAUGUGAUAAAAAGAUUGGAGGAAAGCGAGAGCUCAUGGCCUGCUCGUAAACACGUUGUUGCUUGUGCUUCCGUGUGCAAAACAUGGAGAGAAACUUGCAAAGUGAUUGUCAAAAGUCCUGAGCUCUCAGGCAAACUCACAUUCCCGGUUUCCUUGAAACAGCCUGGCCCUAGAGAUGGAAUCAUACAGUGCUUUAUUAAAAGAGACAAGUCUAAUAUGACUUACCAUCUUUUCCUUUCUCAUACUCCUGCCUCGCUCGUUGAAAGCGGAAAGUUUCUUCUCUCGGCGAAACGUACAUGGAGAACUACAUACACAGAGUAUGUGAUAUCAAUGGGUGCAGACAACAUUUCAAGAACAAGCACCACUUACAUCGGCAAAAUGAGGUCUAAUUUUCUAGGAACGAAAUACAUAAUCUACGAUACUGCGCCUCCUGCGUACAACAGUUGCCAGAUAUUUUCUCAACCAAACCGGAGUCGUAACUUCAACUCCAAGAAAGUCUCUCCCAAAGUGCCUUCUGGAAGUUACAACAUCGCUGAGGUUACAUAUAAGCUGAACGUGCUUGGACGACGUGGACCUCGCAAGAUGCAUUGCGUUAUGCACUCUAUUCCCGCAUUGGCUCUUAAACCCAACGGCUCUGUCCCUGGCCCACCCGAGCUUCUGCUACGUUCUCUUGAUGACUCUUUCCGUAGCAUCGGCUCUUCAAAGACAGUAGAACACACGGGAGACUUCACCAGCGCUCCGUUCUCUGACAUUGUUGGACCAGAAGGGGAAGAAGAGAGCCAAGGAAAGGAGAAACCUUUGGUGCUGAGGAACAAACAGCCGAGGUGGCACGCACAGUUGCAAUGCUGGUGUCUCAAUUUCAGAGGGAGAGUGACAGUUGCUUCGGUCAAGAACUUCCAGUUGAUGGCAGCUGCAGCGGCUCAGACGGUUCAGCCCGAUACUGAAACGGCCCAGCUGCCAAGUGGUGAUUCCAAAGCUUUGACCUGGCCGUUAUUGUCACAGCAGCCGCAGCCGCAGCCGCAGGCAGGGCAAGCAGACAAUGAGAAGAUAAUAUUGCAGUUUGGGAGAGUUGGUAAGGAUUUGUUCACGAUGGACUAUCGUUAUCCUCUCUCUGCCUUUCAAGCCUUUGCGAUUUGCUUGAGCAGCUUCGACACUAAAUUGGCGUGUGAGUAA